UGGUGGGUAUAUAAAGGUGGGUAGAGACUUUGCUUUGGUGUUGGUGCUGGUGGGAGCGAUGGGGAGACAGCCUUGCUGCGACAAACUUGGCGUGAAGAAGGGGCCGUGGACGGCGGAAGAGGACAAGAAACUCAUCAACUUCAUCCUCACUAAUGGCCAAUGUUGCUGGCGCGCCGUGCCUAAGCUCGCCGGACUCCGUCGCUGCGGCAAGAGCUGCAGGCUUCGAUGGACUAACUAUCUCCGCCCGGACUUGAAGAGAGGUCUCCUUACUGAAGAUGAGGAGCAGCUUGUUGUCGACCUCCAUGCUCGCCUUGGCAAUAGGUGGUCGAAAAUUGCUGCAAGACUGCCAGGGAGGACCGAUAAUGAGAUCAAGAACCACUGGAACACCCACAUCAAGAAAAAGCUUCUGAAGAUGGGAAUCGAUCCAGUCACCCAUGAACCCCUCAACAAAGAAGCCAAGAAAGCCGAAGCCCCAUUCGACGAUUCGCUCGAAUCUCACAACAACCAAGAGCAGUUAGAGGAAACCAACAGCAUCCCCAGCUCGGAGGAGAACUCCUCGUGCUCGUUGGCCGAGAACUUCACCGGCGGCGCCGGCGGCUCUCAUUUGCUUGGCAUAUGCGACGAUGACCAAUUGCUGAAUUGCCUGUGGGGAGAAGAAAGUAAUCCUCUGGUUGAUUUUGCAUCUUGGGAUCAGUUCAUUAAUCCGGCUGCCGGAGAAAGCUUCUGUGAGGUUGGCUUGCCUUCAUGGGAAGAUCAGAGCUGUGCAUGGCUAUUGGAUUGCAAGGACUUUGGCAUCCAAGAUUUUGGCAUGGAUUGCUUCAAUGAUGCUCAAGUUAUCAACUCCUUAGAGACAGCCAACAAGCAAUAAUUGAUAUAUAUAUAUAAAUAUAUAUAUAUAUAUAUAUUAUGUGUACAAUAUGUACAGAAUAUCCAUGUUGGGUCAAAGCGAAAUCUCGCUUCUUACAGAGGUUUCUCACCAACCAACGUAAUAUAUGUCAUUCCAAAUUAAGCAGCAUUUGAAGAUCUUAGGACAUGGGUUCGUUGAUGAAUACGUUGUACCAAAAGUAUAGGAAAAAAAUAGUGAGGUACGUUGGACAUGCACAUCUAUGUGUUAGAUGGGCCUUGUGAAUGCAAAAACCUUUUGUAAAUAAGUGUUUAUGCAUGCAAUGUCUAUAUCAA
This is a messenger RNA of Diospyros lotus (date-plum), 1179 nucleotides long. Its product is annotated as MYB-like transcription factor ODO1. The record is from RefSeq and is a predicted model, not a curated record. NCBI's taxonomy places the organism in Eukaryota, Viridiplantae, Streptophyta, Magnoliopsida, Ericales, Ebenaceae. Bases 59 to 868 code for a protein of 269 amino acids. The transcript has 2 exons.